Selaginella moellendorffii is the source of this 682-nucleotide messenger RNA. RefSeq lists its product as uncharacterized. Bases 237 to 527 code for a protein of 96 amino acids. The record is from RefSeq and is a predicted model, not a curated record. Lineage: Eukaryota; Viridiplantae; Streptophyta; Lycopodiopsida; Selaginellales; Selaginellaceae. The transcript has a single exon.
UCCAACUCACCCACGUCUAUACGCACGCGUUCUACUAGAUUUUCUACUAUCUGUCAACCGGGGCUGCCCAAGGAAUUCUUUACAAAUCUUCCGCGGCAAGGGCACGCAAGCGAGCAAUUCAAUCGAACCCAUCACUCUUUCUCUCUCGCGCAACCGACCCAUCGAUCAAUCGUCCGCUCGUUCGCGUCCAAUCGCCCAAAUUUCUCCAAUUCAAUCGAUCUAAUCGAGAAAGAGGUAUGUCGCCCAUAGCAGCAGCCGUGGCGCAGGGCGUUGGAGUGGUAGCGGGGGCUCUGUUGGUGAAGAAUCUGCUAGAUGCGGAGGCAAAGAAGCCAAUGGCGGGGGGAUUUCCGCGCUGCCCGAGAUGCAAUGGGGCGGGAAGAACAGAGUGCUUGUGCACGCGAUGGUCGGACAAGGAUUAUGGGUGCCGGAGUUGUGGGGGAUCUGGAAGAAUGCGGUGCAAUAGCUGCGGUGGGAGUGGCACGGGAAGGCCAAUUCCAGCGCAAGUCCGAGCAGGAAGAGGGCAGUGAGCACGUUAAGUCUGGGUGGUGUAGUUGGUCAUCACGCUAGUCUCACACACUAGAGGUCCCCGGCUCGAACCCGGGCUCAGACACCAGUUGAUUCUUUAUACUGUAAUUUAUACUAUUAUCAAACAAAUUUUAGAUUUAGAUAUUUGUGGCUCGAA